Messenger RNA from Sugiyamaella lignohabitans, 1350 nucleotides. RefSeq names its product Trm12p (gene TRM12). Lineage: Eukaryota; Fungi; Ascomycota; Dipodascomycetes; Dipodascales; Trichomonascaceae. Gene Ontology annotation, cellular component: cytoplasm. Gene Ontology annotation, molecular function: tRNA methyltransferase activity; S-adenosylmethionine-dependent methyltransferase activity. Gene Ontology annotation, biological process: wybutosine biosynthetic process; tRNA methylation. Bases 1 to 1350 code for a protein of 449 amino acids. The record is from RefSeq and is a predicted model, not a curated record. The transcript has a single exon.
AUGCUGGCGGUUAGAUUGAGAAAUCCCAAGAUCGUGAAACAGGUCAAACAAGUUCUGGAGUCUCGCAGACUUCUCGACAAAUCUAUUAAGAUAUCUAGAGACGAUUCUGGUGCGUUUGUGAUCCCGACUGUAUGCUCUAAUGAAGCUAUCUUGGACGGUAUAAUAAGAGCCGAUUUAGAAGUGGGAUCUCAUUCAGAUAAUUAUUCAGGUGGUCAACAGAGUGAAUAUGAGAUUAUUGUAGACGAGUCAUCAGAUGAAUUGUCAAUUAUCAGUGGAACCGACACGGAAUCGUCCAUCGGUCAGGCAGACCCAAUUACCAUAGCAGUUCACCAGAUCGCUAAUGCCAUCUCGCUAUUCCACGAUGAUCCGUUGAGACAGAAGAAACUGUCAGACAUCUCUGUCAAAUUCUCAAGACGAAAAUAUUCAAUCUACCCACCACUUGUUUUGUUCACAGCAGGUACUAAUUUGAGCCAAUACGGUCUGCCAGAUGCCUUUUAUGAGCAGGUGAUUAAACAACAGACGCUGUUUUUCCAGCGCAAACAGCUCAUUACUCAUAUUGCGGAAAACGCUCCGAUCGCAGAAUCCGAUCGAGUGAGACGGCCGGCGGAUCUGAUCUGUUUAUACGGCGACUUUGGCCCUCCUCCGUCUACAGUUCCUGAAUCUCCAUCUUCCGAAGACCUGGAUGCCGCGUUCUGGUGUUCUGCUAUCCAGAAUGGCAUUUAUCAGACGUGGGCUCCGAGAUAUACAAUGUUCAGUCGCGGCAAUAUCACCGAGAAAUCGCGUGUUUUAGACACGUUUGCGAAACAAGCCCCGAUUGAAGGAACCACCAUUGUCGAUAUGUACGCUGGAAUCGGUUAUUUCACCUUCAGCUAUGCUCGCAACCAUCCGGCACGAAUUCUAUGUUGGGAAAUCAACCCGUUCAGUGUUGAAGGACUCAUUCGAGGCGCUCUGGCCAACAACUUCCCAGUACGACUGGUCCGUCACAACGAGCCCUAUGAACCACUUGGCUCCGACUUCAUUGUCGUGUUUCUCGAAGACAACUGCCACGCUCUAGAGCGCAUUUCCCAAGCACACAUCUCCGACAUCAGCCACGUCAAUCUCGGACUCCUCCCUGACAGCCGACUGGCAUGGUCCGACUCAGUCCGUAUCGGCCGUCGCCAUUCCACCCAACUGGCCCACCCCACCGUCCUCCACAUCCACGAGAACAUCGCUGCCACCAUCACCUCGACCUGGCCCACCAUGGUCGAGUCCACACUGUCCAACCGAGUCCAGUUCGUGAGCCUCGAGGUCAUCAAAACGUUUGCUCCCGGCGUGUACCACGUCUGUGGCGAUUUCCGGGUCCGUCGUUAG